CUGUUCUCCGUCUAGACCAAAAAAUUUGUUCGAAGCUCUCGCACAACAAAAAUUCUCCUUCACCACACCAAACCUCACCCCACUUCAGCAGACCAUAGACCACCGCCACAGCCUCAGAUCGCCAUCGCCACCGCCGCAGAUCACAGCUGUGUUUAUUCAGUUUAAAAUGAUCUCUGGACUCAUAUAUGAAUGCUUGGGCAUGCCAAGUGGAGAGAACCACCUGGUUCUUUGCUUGCCUCAAUGAAGAGGACUUAAAAUGUGUUAGAAUGUAAAGGGGACAAAGACAAAUGUUAUAUAUAUCAAAUUGGUUCCUUCCGGUGGAUAUUUGGAGAGUGAUAUUGUUUCAAAGCUAGUUGGUCUUGAUCUUUGUUUCCUUGGUGAUGAAGAUAGUAAAAGCCAAUGCUGGCACACUUACCAAUUUCGAAGUGCUUGAUUUUUUACAAUCUAGAGGGGCUGCAAAGGAUUCUGCACGGAUUAUUGUUUCUGUUGCACAAUCAGAAUUCAAAGUUUUUGAUUAUUUGGAGCAGAGCGCUGCUUGCAAUCAGACGAGAGAGAGAAUUACCGAAUUUGUGAAAAAAUGUAAAAAGUACAACCUAGCGAAAGCCGAGAUUCUCAACAUCAUCAACAUUAGACCUUCUUCUGUGGUUGAAAUCGACCCGAUUAUAGAGGAAUGUGAAUCACGUUUGGGAGAUAGUGUUGAAGAAUUGGUAGAGUUGGUGGCAGAGGUAUUGCCCGCUCCUCCAACACAAACAGAGUCUGACGAUGCUGGUUUUGAGGACAAACAAGAAAUUCCAGAUGGGGCAACAAAUGGAAACCAGUUGACACCAUAUUGCUCGGUUGAACUAGAAACUUGUUACAAAGACCUAGAAGGGAUCAGGUGAGUAGCUAGAAACUGAUGAAAAUGAACUGUUAACAUGAAUGAUGUCGACUUUCCUAGUGUGUAUGCUUACCUUUGAUGAUAUGCUUGGAAACACAGUUACAAGUAAUGCUUUUGAAAUCUACAUGGGAUUGGUUGAACCUAGUUGUUUGCU
Molecule: messenger RNA, 1031 nt
Organism: Camellia sinensis
Lineage: Eukaryota; Viridiplantae; Streptophyta; Magnoliopsida; Ericales; Theaceae
Biological process (GO): transcription initiation at RNA polymerase III promoter
Cellular component (GO): RNA polymerase III complex
Molecular function (GO): nucleotide binding
Source: RefSeq, a predicted model, not a curated record